GGAAUUAUUGGUCCAUUGGUACAAAAAAAAGUACUUUAUUAACCAGAAAUUAUUUAAAGCAUUUAAAAUUAGUAUUGGAUAUAGAUUUAUUUAUUUAUAAAUAAAUAUAUAUAGAUAUCAUUUGAAAAAUGCGUUUGACGGCUUUUCUGAUGCAUUACAAACACAAAAAACCUCAUGGGAUAAAAUACAGAGGAAAAAACCGCGUCGUACCGCAAGUUCGUUUUGAACAUCUAUUGAAAUUUCGCCAUGAUUAUGAACGUGAUGAAGAGAACAUGUUAAUUUUACGUCAUCCUUAUCUAACGAGUGCACAAUCACAUAAUCAUAUGAAGGAAAUUAAACCGCCAAUUAAUAUGAGCGACGUUCAUAAUAAAGUGAGAAAUGAAUUAUUCCAAAAACACUUCAGUUGGGUUGAUCAACUGGCUCAUUUGCGUGUCAGAGAUUCUUGGGAAUAAUUUAGAUUAUAAAAACUACCUUGGAUCUAUGUAGAUUAUUAUUGAAUUUUUCAAAGACUACUGUAUGAUUUAUUAAAUUUGCACCAUUAUUUCCUCAAUAAAUAAUUUAAAUUUUAUUUAA
Molecule: messenger RNA, 573 nt
Organism: Microplitis mediator
Lineage: Eukaryota; Metazoa; Arthropoda; Insecta; Hymenoptera; Braconidae
Exons: 2
Coding region: 129-452 (107 amino acids)
Biological process (GO): mitochondrial translation
Cellular component (GO): mitochondrial ribosome
Molecular function (GO): structural constituent of ribosome
Source: RefSeq, a predicted model, not a curated record